AUAGGAUAAUUUGGUUAAGCUUAAUUGUAACAAUUAACUGUUGAUCUUUUGUAACACUAGAUGGUGUUAAUUGUUCAGAUUCCAGGGUAAGUGGGUGAAAGUUUUAACCCACCGGGUGGAUGAAUGAAUCAACUGAGCAAUAUCAUGGAUCGAGAUGAGGAUUGAGCAAAAUCAUCUUCAUCUAUGGAGCCAAUUUUUUACCCACCACCGCCGCCUCUUCCUCCCUCACCCUCUGAACUUUUAUAUCUAAAGGUGGGAGUGAGAAAUAGGGGGGAGAGAGAAUAGGAAAUAAUGAAAAAAAAGAAAGAGAAAAAGAAAGGAAAAGAUGAUGAUAAUGAUGAGAGGGAGACAAAGAAAAGAGGGGAUGAGGGAAAGUGAGAGUAUACAGUUAGGUUACUACGAGAGACGAGAGGUUAUCCUUAAAUUGUUGACGAGAGUUAAAUACACAGAGGAAGAUAAAAGUAAGAGAAAAAGUGAAAGAGAAGAUAAAAGUGAGAGAAUAGUAAGAGAGAUAGUGAAGAGAAAGAGAAAGAGCUUUUUCGAAUUUUUUUUCUUCUCUUUUUUUCUCUGGACCUUAAACAGAAUCUCGAGUCAAACCGAAUCGAGAAGAAGUUUUUUCCAUAUCUCUCUCCAGUGUUCUCAUCAACCACGAUCAUACAAUUCUCCUUCUCCUUCUCAUCUCUCUCUCUCUCUUUCUCUCUCAUCAUCAUCAUCAUCAUCAUCACAUCUUAUUGUCUCAGAUAACAAUAGACUCCAGGAACAUAGUUACCUUUGAUAUCUCAUGAUAAACAUUGUAGGUAACAAGAAUUCAAAACUAAUUUAAUCUCAAAUUAAUCCAUCGAAAUAGAUAAAGUUAAUCUUAACAAAUUUUUUUCUCUCUCUAUCAACAAUCAACUAUCAUCUUCCUCUCUCUUUCUUUUUUUCUUUUAUCAUCAUUACCCUUUUUCAACAUCGUUUCCUUUUCCUGUUUCACCUUAAAAAUUUAAAAGUAAAAAAGUUUAACCCAAAUAAUCAAUAUAAAGAGCAAGAGAGAAAAAGUUCAAGGAAUAAAUUUCUACUGACUUAUCAUCAUCAUCAUCAUCUACUAAGUAUUUUCAUCUUCUUGUCAUCAUUAUCCUUUCAAUAAUUUUUUCAUCUUCCGGAAAUGGUCAACAUCAGUAAUCUUUAAUUAGUUUCUCUAUUUCUUUUCAACUCUUUUAAUUCAAUAUCAUCUUGAAAUUUUCAAUUCUAUUUCCAUAUUAUUAUUAUUGUUCAUCAUCAUCAUAAUAUUUUGAGAUUGUUAUUAAAAAAUUUUGCUAAUUAUGUUUCAAUACAUCAACACUGUGACCUGUGUCAACGGAAGUGGAUCUAGUGGGCCAAUGUCCGGCCAUCAUCAUCAUGCAACUACAACUGUCCAUCCAUCAGUAACCCAAAAGGAUACAACAUUGACCAAGAUAUUUGUGGGUGGUUUACCAUAUCAUACAACAGAUAAAUCAUUGAAAAAGUUUUUUGAAUCGUUUGGUGAUAUUGAAGAAGCAGUUGUAAUAACUGAUCGUCAAACUGGUAAAAGUCGUGGUUAUGGAUUUGUAACCAUGGCUGAUAGAGAGGCUGCUGAAAGAGCCGUUAAAGAUGCUAAUCCAAUCAUCGACGGACGAAAGGCCAAUGUUAACCUCGCUUACCUCGGAGCCAAACCACGAAACAAUGGACAAAAUGGUUUACAAUUUCCACUUCGUCCAGGGUAUCCACCAAUUCUUCCAGCAGGCCAAUUUGGGCUCCCAAGUCAUCAUUAUGUUUAUCAUCCAACAGCAGCCUCAUCUUACAUUACCACUGGACCUAGUCUUUUAUUACCACCUCCACCACCUCCGGCUGCAGCGGCCAUUACACCGACUCACUUUUUUGAUUAUCCACCAGUAGGUUUUCCGGCUCAGUUUGCCAAUGGGGUUGAACCAGCAACCGCCUCCUUUCCUGGUCUAAGUCCACAUCAUCAUCAUCAUCAUCACCAUCAUCCACACCAUGCACACCACCCACAUCCAGGAGCCACAGCAACCGCUGCUCUGGUCGCUGCGGCGGCUCAAACAGCGGCAGCAAAUCAAGUUAAUCCACAAGCACUUACCAAUGGAACACAUUUUUCCUUCCCCUUGGGCGCUUAUCCAUCUUGAGACGAUUCCAUAUACAACAAACAUAUAAGACACACACACACACACAACGCAACCACCGCCACCAUAACCACAAAACACACACACCACAUAUAAACCCACCAUCAGCAUCACCUCAACCCUGUCACCGAAUACAAAAAACAAACUCAUUAUCCAAAAAAAUAAAGUUACAAACAAAACUCAAAUUGCACAUAAACGGAAACGGAAACUUUGACAAAUGAACAAAAAAAAAUAACGUUAUCGUUGCAAAGUUUAUUAUUAUAAUUUAUUAUGUAAUCAUUGUCACCUUCAUCAUCCACCAUCAGGGUGAUGGUUCAGGUUAUUCAUGAGAUUCGGAAUGAUUUUUUCUCUGUUGUUCUUAACGUUUGUCCAAUACUUUACAUCAUUCAAAUUGUUCAAUCUACAGAAUCAGAUGUAAAUGUCAAUUGGAUAAUUUCAAUUGUCCAAAAGCAAGAAACAAAAUUGAGAUGAUCCAAAAUCCCAUGUAAAAGCAAACAAAUAAAACUGAGUCCACCCUUAAACUAAAUCAACGUCAUUAAAUCAAAGCCACUUCGAUAAUAAUACAAACAACGGAUUAUCAUCAAGUCUCACAUCACAUUCAUCAUCUUCAUCUUCAUCAUCAUGAUAACAUAAAAAGGCAAAAACAAAAGAGAAAAAAAUAAAAAAUAUCACAAAUCCAA
Messenger RNA from Panonychus citri (citrus red mite), 2815 nucleotides. Its product is annotated as RNA-binding protein 24-B-like. The transcript is spliced from 4 exons. Gene Ontology annotation, cellular component: cytosol. Lineage: Eukaryota; Metazoa; Arthropoda; Arachnida; Trombidiformes; Tetranychidae. The record is from RefSeq and is a predicted model, not a curated record. Bases 1302 to 2138 code for a protein of 278 amino acids. Gene Ontology annotation, molecular function: RNA binding.